Molecule: messenger RNA, 6051 nt
Organism: Tachysurus fulvidraco (yellow catfish)
Lineage: Eukaryota; Metazoa; Chordata; Actinopteri; Siluriformes; Bagridae
Gene: usp6nl
Product: USP6 N-terminal like
Exons: 14
Coding region: 596-2965 (789 amino acids)
Source: RefSeq, a predicted model, not a curated record
GAAAGAGAAGGCGCUGGUCUCAGGCUCAGAGCAGCAGUGUGCUGAGAGACAUCAGAGCGGUGAGGACGGAGAGGUGUAAGGAUGAAAGGAUCGAGGGAACGGAGGGAUGGUGCAGCGUGAAUGCAUGCUUAAGUGGUGCAGCGCGCACUCAGGACACAGAAGCUUCUCAUCAAGCUGCGACUUGUUGCAUCAUUAAAGCUACACGAAUGGACCUGUUCAUGAUAAACCACUGCUAAUUAUCGCUAAUUACUGAUCGCUAAUCAGGCUGGAGGACUGCAGUGUGACCUGAAGGCACGAUUCCGUUCCCUCAGUGGGACCCAUUUCAGGGGGCGUGAACUUACUGAAGAGCUGAUUUUUCUCAAUGAGGAUUUAAUAGUGGAGGAUGUGAAGAGAAAAUACUGACUCUAGGGCUUGGACUGUGUGUGUGUGUGUGUGUGUGUGUGUGUGUGUGUGUGUGUGUGUGUGUGUGUGUGUGUGUGAUGUCUUGGUCUUUGUACGAUGGCAAUGAGGCUCUUGGGGAUCUGUGGGCGACCUUUGAUGUGCCCAGCCCAACAUGCCCCGCCUCUCCUGUCUUUGACUCCACCCUUAGUUGAUCAUGCAAGUGCUUCAGAUCGUCAAAGAGCUGGUGUCUCCGUCUCGACGCCGCGCCGGCUCCAGGUUUGCAGCGUCUGAAGGAGAGCAGGAUGCCGCUGUGAAGUUGGAUCAGGAACGGGCUGAAAUCGUAGCCAGAUAUGACAAGGGUUUGGAAGGUGGUUCGGUUGAGCCGUGGGAGGAGGCGAACUAUGACCUCUACAAAGUGGUGGACCGCUUCGGCUUCCUGCAUGAGAAUGAACUUCCAGACUCAAAUGCCAUAGAGGAAAAGCAAAAGCACCUGGAACUGGAGAGGACAGAAAAAUGGCUGAAGAUGCUGAAAAGCUGGGACAAGUACAAGAACAGCGAGAAGCUGGUAAGGAGGAUCUAUAAAGGAAUCCCACUACAGCUUCGAGGACAGGUCUGGAGUCUCCUCCUUGACGUCCCCAAAAUAAAAGAGGAGAAGAAGGACUUCUACGAGAAGCUGAAGAUGAGAGCAAGAUGCUUGUCUCCUGAUAUUCGUCAAAUAGAUCUGGACGUGAACCGCACAUACAGAGACCACAUCAUGUUUAUGCGCCGCUAUGACGUCAAGCAGCAGGACCUCUUCCACGUCCUCACGGCAUACUCUAUGUACAACAGGGAGGUGGGAUAUUGUCAAGGUAUGAGCCAGAUCACUGCUCUCCUCCUGAUUUACAUGAAUGAAGAAGAUGCAUUCUGGGCUCUGGUCAAGCUGCUCUCAGGACAGAGACAUACAAUGCAUGGAUUUUUUGUGCCAGGCUUUCCAAAGCUGCUACGCUUCCAAGAGCACCAUGACCGUAUUCUAAAGAAGAUGAUGCCUAAACUUAAACAGCAUCUGGACAACCAGGAGGUUUUCACCAGCCUCUAUACCAUGAAGUGGUUCUUUCAGUGCUUUCUGGAUCGGACCCCUUUCACAUUAACCCUCAGAAUAUGGGACAUCUACAUUCUAGAGGGGGAGAGAGUUCUCCCUGCGAUGUCCUACACCAUCCUCAAGCUUCACAAAAAGACCCUUAUGAAGUUUUCCAUGGAGGACCUUGUGGAGUUCCUCCAAGCUACUCUCUCGAAAGAUUUCUUCUUCGACGACGACUAUGUAAUCGAGCAGCUCCAGAGUUCCAUGUCUGAGCUCAGACGCUCCAAACUAGAGCUUCCUGCUCCAGGUAAAGAUGAGGAGUUUCCCACAAAGCCACUGGGUCAGCUUCCACCUGAGCCUGAGGGAUUGGCGCCAGAGAAAGCCAAUCACAUCGCUAACGGGCGGAUGGAGGUACCGGCGUCCCCGAGCACAGCCAUUACGGAAACAGUGGUUUCAGCAAAUGGAGAGAAAAAAGACCCGGCAGAUAAAAUGGCACAAAAGGUAGACAAACGGGAGGGGAGCAAAGAAGCCACGCCCAACGAGAGAGGAAAGACGCACACGCAAUCGAGCCAGAACUUGAACGUAGGUCUUAGUGGGCGCAGAGACAUUGGGCCACGAUGGGUAAAACCAUCUGAGGGCAGACUAGCGGCUAUGAUCAACAGCACGGUACCCUCUUCUCCUGUCACAUCAGUGGCCAGUGAACAGCUACGUCAUCAUCACCCACGCUCUAGAGGCUUCAUGCCCGGUGCUGACCGUGGCUCCAACGCCUCACAGUACGACAAUGUCCCAGUGUCUGAUGGAGAUGUUGUAGACGUUCCAGUUUUUACGGCAGUUUCCGAACCUACUCGUCAGUACGUUGCACCAUCUGUUAAACAAGAAAGCCCUACAAGGCCCCCUAGUGGUGGUAUCACUGCUCCAACUUUCAGAAUUCCUAAAAAUCCACCUGUUCACUUGAUGCCUGACCCCCGACAGGAUUUACACUACACCCCAGGUAUGAUGCCUGUUUAUUCCCCCUAUCCGAAAAUGCAGCCGGAAAACCGAGCGUAUGGAAGAUCAUAUGAUGAGAGGGCAUACGGUACAACGGUACGCUCCACACCUCCAAAUCGCUCACCAGAAAAAUCCCUGAUAAAUAACAGCUACAACUCAUAUCGGCGUCAGCCGAUAAAUGCCGAUUUUGUAGGGCAGAUGGACAGCCUUGUUGAAAGCGGCUAUUUUCAGAGGCAGCCCACUCGGCAUGCAGAUCAGCGUUAUGAGAGGCAUUGGCAAAGCCAAGGCUGGCACGGUGAGAUGGAUGUGGAUGGGGCGUCCCUGCGUAUUCCGGGCGGGUUACCCCGCUCAACAAGCUUUAACAAAGCCCAGCUCUCACCUGUACACCAUGGCCAGGAGUUCAGCUUCCCACCAAUGCCCAUCUCAGACAACGUGAUGCACAACAGAGCUGUGACCAGCAGGAAACAGAUGCCGACAGUGUUCGGAGGAGUUCAUUAUCGACAAGAGGCCUUCGCCAUGCAAGAGUCCAUGCUGCUCUGAGAGAGAGAAAGAGAGAGAGAAAGUGAGAGAGAGAGAAAGUAAGUGUAGUGUGAGAGAGAGAAAGUAAGUGUAGUGUGAGAGAGAAGAGUAAGAAAUGGACUUUAAAAAAUGUGACUAGGAGACAUGGAGGAAAAAAGUGAGUGUUAGUGAGAUGGAUGGAUGGCAAAUAGAAUUGAUUAUCUGAUUAUCUAGAAAAAGUGUGUGUGUUUGUGUGUGUGUGAGAGAGAGAGCUCUGUUUGGUUUGUUCUGUGUGUUUUCUCAGUGGGACUCUCUGCCCUCGGCAUCUUUACUGAACCCACUUGGCAGCUUCCACCAGCUCCAGGUGUUUCUAAUGAUCAACCCAUUUUGUUGUUUUUAUUUCGUUCUAUUUGUUUUCUUUGCUUAAUCCUAAUUAACAGCAACACUUUAUUUUCAAGAUUUUUACAUUUAAUAUUGUACAGAAAGUGUUUUUCUAUGUAUUUAACCAUGCUUGUCAAUAGCGUGAAUUGGAGAGAAAAGAAAAUCCCACAUUAUUUUUAAUAAUUUAGUUUUCCAUGAGCAUAAAGUCUUUAUAUGUAUAUAGUGUAUACAUAUUUUUGAGCUCGGUUUAUUACGUAGGGUUUUGAAUAUGAAAAGAAUGAGCUCAGAUUAGAACAGACACAAGUCCCAGUUCUACAUAUUUCGUUUUUGCACGAACCACAAAAUGUACAUUUUUUUCCUUCGGUAUGGAGGGAUUUCUUUCUUUCUCUCAAUGAUAUAUGCAGUAAAAGUGAGGAGUACGUUAUAACUGUGACAAUCCAGAGAGUUUGGUCAUCGUAUGAAACCCUAUUGAAACGCUAUUGACAAGCAAUAGCAGCUCAUUUCAAACCUCCAGCUCAAGUCUUUCCAGAAAAUGUCUCGGUCUGUCUGCUUUGUUAUAGUCCCAGAAUACACUCAGGUUAGGGGUGGUUUUGUUACAAAAGCUGCUCUGGAAAAGAAAGUAAAGCAUCAAAACACUAUCAUCAUCUUCGCAAAUAGCAAUAUCUUUAUAUAUAACUCAGUAAUUUAGCUUUAUUUAGUCAAUAUACACCAAGAUGCCAGUUUAUUAGCUAUGUAUAGCUAGAGGUGUGUGUAUUUUUUAUUUUUUUUUAAAUCCCACCUGCUCCUUCUGUUCUUAUUGUUUUCAUAAAAUCAUCAGAAUGAAUGAACGCAGUAAACAUCAAGGCACUGACUACAGUAUAUCUUACGGCAUACAAGCUGCAGUCUCAGGCUUGGGGAGGAUCCCGCUUAUGAUACACAUGAUGCUUCUACCUGCUAUGAAUAUACACUGAUCAUUUAUCCUUUUUAAUAAUACUGACGCUGUAGAGAGAGACUCGAGCUUUCAUAAAGCUACAUAAUAAUGUUACCCUUAUUCUUCUAUGUUCUUAUCUUGGAACGUUUUCUGAAAGGGGACCUCUCCGUUGUAGGGUUCUACACGGAUCCUUUAUACCAGGGGUGUUCAAACUUAUCUGCAAAAGGGUUGGCGUGGGUGCAGGUUUUCAUUUCAAUCAAGCCGGAGCUACAGGAUCGGACUCCAGCUGGUUAAUCAGAUGAUCUCAGCCUUUAAUAAACUCAGGUGAGGUGUUUACCUGGAUGAAAAUCUGCACCCACAGCAGUAGCAGCAGCAGAAGUGGAAACUCCUGAUUUAAAGCAACACAAAGAACGCACUAAGGUGCUAGAUAGAAACUUUUAGAUGUACCUAAUUAACUGGCAACUUGGUGUGUAUUUGAAACAAGGACUACCAUAUUUUUUUUCUUCUUUCUUUCUUUUAAACUUCACUGUUAAUGCUGCAGCCUGAGAAAUCAAAAUCAGCAAGCAGCUAAAAUCGAACUCGGUAACAGCGUAUUUGACGAUUUUUACCAUUCACUAUGUACAAUUUUUUCCAUUCAAGAAGAACAGCUGGUAAAUUGAUCUCAAACAUAUUAGUGCUUUGAACCAAUCACAGUAAAACAUCUCAGAUCAAUAUCCUUUAAAUCAGUUUGAGCGACCGUUAUUAUCUGCAGUAAACUUUAGUGAUUAAGGAGUAUCUGUAGAGGAGUUCUGCAGAAACAGUGAUGCGUUCCCUGAGAAUUUGUGUACAAGUCUACAGAUUUUAAAGUCCAUGUAUUACCAUAAUUAGGCAAAUGUUUUACUUUUAUUUGUGGAAUUUCUUUGUUUUGUGCAAUGAAAUGAAUGAUUUAUUAUUAUUUUUUUAUUCAGUAAAUAUACUGCAUUUAAAGUGACACAUUCCUCUUCAUUAGCCUGGAUGCUAAUGGCCCAGUCUGGAACUGCUAACAGCUUUUCUGGCUUUUGUACACAAAAUAAGGACAUUGUAAAUAUCCUGGAUGUAAGUAAAGAGGAUGUAAUGACAUGUAUACAAUCUUGAGCUGGUCCCCGAUAUUCCUCUUGCUAACAUGAACAUCUCUGUGUUUACUGCACUGCAUAAAUGUUGUGUGUUUAUUUGUUUUGGUUUUUUUUUGUUUGUUUGUUUUUAAUGAUGAUGAGGAUGAGUGCUAUGGGGAUUCACCAGGCUGAAGUGUUUAGGAGACAUAUUGAAGGGUACAGUUUGAUUGGAACGGAGCCUAUGCUGUAUUCCCCAGCUAGCCUUUUCACUGGAUAUUAACUUAUUAUUAAAUGUCUCAUAUCUGUUGCACACACACACACCGUAUGUCAGCCCCUCACCAAACAGACUACUGUAACACACACUUUUUUAUUUUUAAACAUAAUGUACAUCACAUUUCCAUUUUUAAUGAAACUCACGUUUCUUUACACAAACAUGCUCUAAUAACUCUAAUAAUGCAGAAUAUUCCUGCUGAUAUAAAAAUACACACAUCAUGUGGAACCUACUAAGCACAACUCUCAGGCUGACUCAUGUAUUCCCAUACACCUUUGUAUCAUUAGUGCUACUUCAGGCCUGAGUUUGUGUGUAUAUGUAUAUAUUGUUCAAGAACAGUAUGUUUUGAUACAGAGUUUCAUUUGUGAUUAAUCAAGCAGGAGGAUUGUUUUUUUUUUUGUUGUUGUUUUUUUUGUUUUGGUUAAACUACUAAAUACAAAUUGACGAUCAAAAAUGACUGUCUAAUAAAAACUCUCCAGAUGGUUUGCCAUUCAAA